Seminavis robusta is the source of this 1464-nucleotide messenger RNA. The record is from the annotation of a GenBank genome assembly. NCBI's taxonomy places the organism in Eukaryota, Bacillariophyta, Bacillariophyceae, Naviculales, Naviculaceae.
AUGGUGUAUCGUAAAGGGAUGUUUGAACAGCGACGACGAGCCAUGUUGUUUCCGAAUCUAUCCAAUGAUAAUACAACCCUCCAGAACCGAACGACGCUCGAAGCCUUGUAUGCUCUACGACGGAUAUUCCAACAACCCCUCAUGUCGGCCAUGCAAAAACACAAUCUCCUGCUGCGACGUCGCAUCGAUCGUUAUAAAGCUGCCCUAGAGGUCUUUCAAAACGCGACACUGCUACUGGAGGCCGAUCCACUCCAUCCAGACAACUUUAUAGAACCAACUCCUGACAACCGAUUGCAGGUGAUUCCUCAAGUGAAAUACCUUGGUAUACUGGUCGAUGCCGGACGACACUAUUUCCCCAUUCCCUGGCUGGAACGAUUGAUCCAAUAUCUCUACCGUCUUCGCUUCAACAUGAUCCACUUUCGACUCACCGACGACCAAUCCUUCAAUCUACAAUUGAAAUCCUACCCGCAAUUGACACUGCCAUCUCCGUCCGAAAAUACCACGUACACACCCGAACAAUUGCGGCAUUUGGUACGGUUUGCGCGGCGAUACAAUAUCACCAUGUUCCCGGAAGUGAAUUUGCCAGGACACGCCGGUGCUUGGAGUGGCAUUCCAGGAAUGGUCCUUCACUGUCCCGAGUUUGCCUGUCGAUUGGGAUAUGGGAUUCCGUUGAAUGUCAACUAUACCGGCCUGCAUCAGGUCGUGAAAGCGGUCCUUGCAGAAGUCAUUGAGGUAUUUGACAAUCCACCCUUUUUGCACCUGGGUGGUGAUGAAGUGCACAAAUCGCACGGAUGCUUUGAAGAACUGGGGUUGGAGCCCUUUCACUACGAUCACUUUGAGCAUCAAUUGGACAAGAUACUGGAGGAGAUUGGAUAUCCGCCAGAACAAGUCAUUCGAUGGGAAGUCACAGGACCCAACGCAUCCACACCACACUAUCGAGCCGGAGGGAUCCAACAAAAUUGGUAUUAUCUUCCCGGGGAGGUGCUGAACCACAGUCACAGUCGCACCUAUUUCAACUCGUGGCGGCUCUACAUGGACGCCAAUGAUCACGACGGAGCCGCGCAAAUAUUUGCCCACACGGUCAACAAUUUUCAGCAGCACUUGGAUGGAACGGAUCACAUACCGGAUGCCAUAAUCCCAGCCGCCUUUGAACUCGACAUGGACUUUUGGAGGCAGCGAAAUGUGGCGGCUCGAUUGCUCGCCGUGGCAUUGGGGACCGCCCAUUUGAACAUCACCAAUGCGCAGUUUGGACAGGGGGAAACUGCUUUUCAGUUCUACGAUGAUGCGUGCAUCGACCUGAACUUGCAUCCCGUCAUUUGUGACUUGCAGGGGUUCAACGCUGUCCCAAAUGAGAUCUACAAAACGAAUUGGAAGGGAGUUUGGCAACAAUGGAUCAAUGGUACUUGCGACCGUAUGCAGGCAAUUGAUGCACAAUCCAGCUCCAACAACUGGCUACCCGUGUAG